Nasonia vitripennis (jewel wasp) is the source of this 3115-nucleotide messenger RNA. RefSeq names its product pre-mRNA-processing factor 6 (gene Prp6). Lineage: Eukaryota; Metazoa; Arthropoda; Insecta; Hymenoptera; Pteromalidae. The record is from RefSeq and is a predicted model, not a curated record. Gene Ontology annotation, biological process: mRNA splicing, via spliceosome; spliceosomal tri-snRNP complex assembly. The coding region runs from base 90 to 2888 and encodes 932 amino acids. The transcript is spliced from 9 exons. Gene Ontology annotation, cellular component: catalytic step 2 spliceosome; U4/U6 x U5 tri-snRNP complex. Gene Ontology annotation, molecular function: protein binding.
UAUCAUUCCGCUUUGCGUGCUAGUUGCUACUGAUAUAUGUGUAUAAGUGUACUGUGUACCUAAGUGGCAGGCAGUGAGAAUUUGUAAACAUGGCGGUCCCGUCAACUUCGUUGUCAUCGAGAAACAAAAAGCAUUUUUUGGGCGUUCCAGCCCCACUAGGAUAUGUUGCUGGUGUCGGUAGAGGUGCGACUGGAUUUACAACUCGGUCUGAUAUCGGUCCUGCUCGAGAUGCUAAUGAUGUUUCUGAUGAUAGACAUGCUCCACCAACUAAGCGGGCAAAGAAGAAGGAAGAAGAAGAAGAAGAAGAGGAAGAUCUCAACGACUCUAAUUAUGAUGAGUUUUCAGGAUAUGGAGGAUCAUUAUUUAGCAAGGAUCCUUAUGACAAAGAUGAUGAAGAAGCUGAUGCAAUAUACGAAGCCAUUGACAAAAGAAUGGAUGAAAAGCGUAAAGAUUACAGAGAAAGACGACUGAGAGAAGAAUUGGAACGUUAUCGCCAAGAAAGACCUAAAAUUCAGCAACAAUUUUCAGAUCUUAAGAGAGAUUUAGCAAGUGUGAGUGAGAGUGAAUGGAAGAAUGUUCCUGAAGUAGGAGAUGCCAGAAAUAGAAAACAAAGAAACCCUAGAGCAGAGAAGUUUACACCUUUGCCAGAUUCGGUACUGUCAAGAAACCUAGGGGGGGAAACUGCAACAAGUAUAGAUCCUUCCAGUGGCUUAGCAUCUAUGUUACCUGGUGUUGCAACACCUGGAAUGUUAACACCGACAGGAGACUUGGAUUUGAGAAAAAUUGGUCAAGCUAGAAAUAAUUUGAUGAAUGUUAAGUUGAGUCAAGUUUCUGAUUCCGUUGAAGGUCAAACAGUGGUGGAUCCUAAAGGUUAUCUCACAGACCUAAAAAGUAUGAUUCCAUCUUAUGGUGGAGAUAUCAAUGACAUAAAAAAAGCUAGAUUACUUCUCAAAUCUGUCCGAGAAACUAAUCCAAAUCAUCCACCAGCUUGGAUAGCUUCUGCUCGUUUAGAAGAAGUGGUUGGAAAAGUACAAAUGGCUAGAAAUUUAAUCAUGAAAGGGUGUGAAGUAAAUCCUUCGUCAGAAGAUUUAUGGUUAGAAGCUGCAAGACUGCAGCCACCAGACACAGCAAAAGCUGUUAUUGCACAAGCUGUGCGUCACAUUUCAACAUCUGUAAGAAUCUGGAUCAAAGCAGCUGAUUUAGAAACAGAAUCAACAGCCAAACGAAAAGUUUAUCGGAAGGCUUUAGAGCACAUCCCUAAUUCUGUAAGAUUAUGGAGGGCUGCAGUAGAACUUGAAGAACCUGAAGAUGCACGUAUUCUUCUAAGCCGAGCUGUGGAAUGUUGCCCAACAAGCGUGGAUUUGUGGCUGGCUCUUGCUAGAUUGGAAACAUACGAUAAUGCGCGAAAAGUGCUAAACAAAGCGCGCGAAAAUAUUCCUACAGACCGACAAAUCUGGACAACUGCCGCAAAAUUAGAAGAAGCUAAUGGUAACAAACACAUGGUAGAAAAGAUAAUUGACCGAGCUAUAUCAUCAUUAAGUGCAAAUGGAGUAGAAAUAAACAGGGAGCACUGGUUCAAAGAAGCAAUGGAAGCUGAGAAAGCGGGAGCUGUUCAUUGUUGCCAAGUAAUUAUUAAAUCUAUCAUCGGAUCUGGAGUUGAAGAGGAAGACAGAAAGCACACAUGGAUGGAAGAUGCUGAAACGUGUGCUCAACAAGGAGCUCUUGAAUGUGCAAGAGCGGUUUAUGCAUAUGCACUGAGUGCAUUCCCAAGUAAGAAAUCGAUAUGGCUGAGAGCCGCGUACUUUGAAAAAACUUAUGGAACCAGGGAAUCAUUGGAAACACUUUUGCAAAGGGCAGUUGCUCACUGUCCAAAGAGUGAAGUUCUUUGGCUCAUGGGUGCUAAAUCGAAAUGGCAGGCCGGCGAUGUACCAGCCGCACGAGGAAUUUUGUCCUUGGCUUUCCAAGCUAAUCCCAAUUCCGAAGAUAUUUGGUUGGCCGCCGUUAAGCUGGAGUCAGAAAAUUCAGAAUAUGAGAGAGCAAGGCGGUUAUUGGCCAAAGCUAGAGCUUCUGCUCCUACACCAAGAGUAAUGAUGAAAAGCGCAAAAUUAGAGUGGGCCUUAAACAAUCUUGAUGCAGCUUUACAGCUGUUAAAAGAGGCUAUAGAUACUUUUGAAAAUUUCCCGAAAUUAUGGUUGAUGAAAGGUCAAAUAGAGGAACAGAAGGGCCAGCAAGAAAAAGCUCUUGAAACCUACAACCAAGGCAUAAAGAAAUGUCCCACUUCGAUACCGCUUUGGCGCUUGUUAGCACAUUUAGAAAUGAAAAGGAAUCAGUUCACAAAGGCUCGCUCAGUUUUAGAGAAAGCUCGUCUGCGUAAUCCGAAAAAUCCGGAACUUUGGUUAGAAGCCAUCAGGAAUGAAAUGAAAUCUGGAGGCAAUCGAGAUAUGGCAAAUACUUUGAUGGCAAAGGCUCUUCAAGAAUGUCCCAAUUCCGGUUUACUUUGGGCUGAAGCGAUUUUCAUGGAAGCCCGCCCGCAGCGAAGAACUAAAAGCAUCGACGCGCUGAAAAAAUGUGAACACGACCCUCAUGUUCUUCUUGCAAUAUCUAAGAUGCUUUGGUGUGACCCUAACAAGAUUCACAAAUGCAGAGAAUGGUUUAACAAAACGGUUAAAAUAGACCCAGAUUUAGGUGAUGCCUGGGCAUACUUCUAUAAAUUUGAACUUUUAAAUGGCACUGAAGAGCAGCAAGAAGAUGUCAAGAAACGCUGCGUGUCAGCAGAACCGCACCACGGUGAAAACUGGUGUAAAGUAUCUAAAAACAUAGCCAAUUGGUGUCUAAGUAUCGAUCAAAUUUUGAUAUUGGUGGCCAAAAAUUUACCAAUACCCAUAUAAUUUGUGAAAUCGCUGCAGAUGUUUAUAAUUAUUUGUAAUAUAACUUGUGGUUUUUUAACAUGUCGCAUUUGAAAAGAAACCAUAGAUACGGAGAUUAUAUAGACUUAUAUAGAUUUGUGCAUCAAAUAUUUGUUUAAAAUGAACUGCAUAUGCACGAGUUUCUGGACAAUGGUUAUUAGAAAUUAAGAAAUAAUCUUUGACUUAGGAAAUAAAAGAAUUUUUACUAA